Ornithodoros turicata is the source of this 3889-nucleotide messenger RNA. It is a transcript of the gene Trim9, whose product is annotated as E3 ubiquitin-protein ligase TRIM9-like. NCBI's taxonomy places the organism in Eukaryota, Metazoa, Arthropoda, Arachnida, Ixodida, Argasidae. Bases 87 to 2258 code for a protein of 723 amino acids. Gene Ontology annotation, biological process: axon guidance. The record is from RefSeq and is a predicted model, not a curated record. Gene Ontology annotation, cellular component: neuron projection. The transcript has 9 exons. Gene Ontology annotation, molecular function: protein binding; zinc ion binding.
CUCACGAGUGUCGUCUGCGAGCGAAGUUUUUGCCGCGCUCAUUCGGUACGAGUCUGUGAUGGGUUGCGGUAGUCGCGGUCGCUGUCAUGGAGGAUGAGCUUAAAUGCCCGAUUUGCAAGCAUUUUUACACCAACCCCGUCCUGCUACCAUGUUCGCACUCACUGUGCCUCAAUUGCGCGCUCAACAGCCAGCAACCGGUGAACAGCUCGACGAAUGCCCCUCAACAAGCAGACGACAGCAUCAACGGAAUUUCCUCUACGGAAAUCAACACUGCCGCCGAUUACCCGGAUGGGGAUAAAGUCAGUCUUCUCAGUGAAACUGACAGUGGUGUGGUCUGCACGAGUCGGCCGAACUCGUAUGUGGGAACGCCGAACAUCCAGGGAAUACUUUUCCCACCGUUGCAAAGUUCGGCGGCGUUCUCCUCGCUCACAUGCCCGGAGUGUCACAAAGUGGUUUACUUCGACGAGAAUGGGGCGCAUAACCUGUGUAAGAACCGGGCACUGCAAAAUAUUGUAGAUAAGUACGGUGAAACGCGGCGUCUGCCCGUGAGUUGCCAGUUGUGUGAAGGUGAUGACCCCAAGGAAGCGUCGGUUAUGUGUGAGCAGUGUGAAGUGUUCUACUGCGAUGUCUGCCGAGAUAAUUGUCAUCCAGCAAGAGGGCCGUUAGCGAAACACUCGCUUGUCGAGCCUCAGCAGGGGAAGAAAGCUUUGAAAGCGAAGGCACAGGGCGCGCGGGACGCCAAGUGUGGUGAACAUGCCGACGAGGGGCUCAGCAUGUACUGCAUGCUGUGCAAGACUUCUGUGUGUGUGUUGUGUCUGCAAGAGGGUAGACAUGCAAGUCACGACGUCCAAGCGCUCGGCUCCAUGUGCAAGGCUCAAAAGACGGAGCUAUCCCAGAACCUGCAAGCCCUCUCCGAAAAGGCCAAGUCAGCCACAGAGUUCAUUCAGGGACUGAAAGGCAUGUCGGAAACGGUCAACGAGAACUGCAGCCAGUUCGAAGCCGAAAUCUCCGCGCAGUGCGACCUCUUGCUGGAAGCCCUGGAAGCUCGCCGACGAGAAUUGCUGGCAUUUGCUCGUCAAGAGCGGGACGGGAAGCUGAAAGCGCUCAAGGAACAAGUGGGCAACUGCACACUCACCCUGCAGAGGACAACAGCCCUGCUGCAGUUCUGUAUCGAGGCCCUGAAGGAAACGGACCACGCUGCCUUCCUGCAGAUUGGUUCGGCGCUAAUUCACCGCGUAGCGACUGUGGACUUGAGCUGGCACAAGGACAUGGCGUCAACGCCCUGGGCCAAUGCAGAUUUCGACUUGACGCUGGAUCUUCAGUCGGUUAUGGACGCCGUUCAGCAGAUGACGUUCACGCAACUUAAGCAAGACGGAGAUGCUUCAACAGCUCCCGGCGCGCCCUCUCUGAUUCCAGAAGAUUCCAGCGCGGACAACAACAGUAUCACCGUUGCCUGGCAACCACAGGCCGGCAGCUACGUGCAGGGAUACGUACUCGAACUGGAUGACGGAAACCAGGGACCAUUCCGGGAGGUUUAUUGCGGGAAAGAGACCAUCUGCACCGUGGACGGCCUCCACUUCAACAGCAGCUACAGGGCGAGGGUGAAGGCCUUCAACAGCACAGGAGAGGGACCUUACAGCGAAGUCAUCAGCCUACAGACAGCGGAAGUAGCGUGGUUUGCCCUGGACCCAGCUUCUCGCCAUCCUGACGUGGUUCUGUCAAACGAAAACCAGACGGUCCACUGCGACAGCUACGAACACAGAGUAGCGCUGGCAACAUUGGGCUUCUCCCGCGGCAUCCAUUAUUGGGAAGCGUCCGUUGACCGGUACGACAGCAACGCCGACGUGGUACUGGGCGUUGCUUGCUACGAUGUCGCCAAGGGGCUUAUGUUAGGCAAGGAUGACAAAGGCUGGAGCAUGUACAUCGACCAUCAGCGGUCCUGGUUCCUGCACGCGGACCGACACGAAAACCGCACGGAGGGCGGCAUUGAACGUGGCUCUGUCCUGGGCGUGUUGCUGGACCUGGACCACAGACAUCUCACUUUCUACGUCAACGACGAGCGCCAGGGCCCGCCAAUGUCGUUGGGUCACGCGCUAGGGCCGUUCUACCCGGCUUUCUGCGUGAACCGAAACGUCCAAUUAACGAUCCAUACUGCUCUCGACCCUCCUCCGUCUUCGGAUACAUCGGACGAUGGCGAAGAGGUCGUCGCAGAAGUGCAUCGCCCACCAGACGGCGCGCUGCCACCGCCUGUAGUGUAGUCAAAGCAGACGACUCUUCUGAUUGCGGGACAGACGAUAUUCACCAGAAGGAUGACUUUCGAAGCAGGUCUCGAGCGUUCCUAGUGACGUCAAAGGUGUGACGUCGCGCGUGCUGAAGUCUACGUUCCACCAGGUGACGCUGCUGGACUAGCACAGUGUGCAGCGUGGACUAAGUAGGCUACGCUUAUGGUUUCGGUUUCAAAGCUGAGGAUGUUCCGCCAAGUUUGACGUCAGAGUUUUAUCCGGUGUGACGUCACGAACGACGUUAGCGUCGCCACCACCAAUCGUCGAUGUUUCACCUCCUCGCAGUGCAGGGCACAUUUCGGAGUGGCGUUCACGCAAACGCACCUGGUGACGCUUUUUGGAACAAAGAUCUACGUGCGUGACGUUCGCUAUUUCACGGGGUGGGGGUGGGGGGUGACGUCACCAGCGCUGUAACGUAGCUGACAGUGUCGAUCGUGGUGAAGCUGACCAGUAGCUACUGGAGGAGUAAUGAUGUCUUUCUCUUUGGUAGGUCUCCGGUGUCACGUGAUCUUUUCUGUCUGAAAUAGUUUCCUACGUAUCAUUGAGUGUUCGUAUGCAGGCCCAAAGAUGGACACUGUGAGGGAAAGAGGGAGGGAAAGGGAGUGUUGAUGGAUGGAAACAUAUCAAAUCUCGAACCCCGGUUGUUUUGAUAUUUUCGAAUACGCGUUUUGUUCUCCUUUAGGCCUAUAUUCCCGGAACAUAUAUAUAUAUGUAGACUCCCAAUGCUUUGUGACGCGUGGUUAGACCCAAGGGACGCUGGUCGUCCACCCUAUCUGCAUUUUUAGCGUGUCACAUUUCUCAGGAUAUCCGACACGGCCCUUAUUCAGAAGGACAUAUCUUGGACGAGGAAGUCGUUUACUUUUCUCCUUUAAUUCGAGGUCUGCUCCAGCCACACUUGUCCCACGCACGGGAUCUUAUUCCAGCUUGAGUUCAACUUCUUUGCAUUUCAGCUAUACUUUACUGUGCGCCAACUGCUGGACACUGUUUCCCAGGAGAUCUCACGUGCACAGAUAUAUUUAUAUAUGUGUAAGAAGAAGAAGAAGAAGAAAAAAGAAAAGACAAGCUCCUACGCGGAACGUGUAUACAUAUCCGUGACACUAUUAUGGCGGACAAGCUCUUUUUAUGCCGCAUUGUGUAAAAAAAAAAAAAAAAUGUUCUUCGGGAUGUUCCGUGAGAACUUUCGGGGGCGGGGGCAUAUUUUCGUGAGCGGUAUCUGAGUUUUUCUCACUGAUGAUGAUGAAAGCGUGGUUUUCUGUCAUGCUAGUUACUAGUCCUAUGUAGUAUAACUGUGAAGGAUGCGAGGCACAGCGAAGAGGUUUUUCAAGCAACGAAAAGUCAUAACUGGAACGUACCGAGUGAAUGCGAAACUGUCAUUGAGAAUCGUUGUUAUGAACAGCGAGACGGUUUCGCACGCUUUCGAAAGUGGACGAAUAUUCGAACCGCGUUUUGAAACACCAACCUUACACCAAGUUUUGGACGUCUCAAACGGAUGAUUUUUGUUUACAGCUGAUAACCAUGAAGCAGGCGGGCAUUUUCUUCGUCGCUGCUGCGAAAACGGAAAUGCAGACGACAACGAUUAAGCAGGCGGCCAUUUCUGUCGUCUGCAU